Molecule: messenger RNA, 1693 nt
Organism: Acomys russatus (golden spiny mouse)
Lineage: Eukaryota; Metazoa; Chordata; Mammalia; Rodentia; Muridae
Gene: Nhlrc3
Product: NHL repeat containing 3
Exons: 7
Coding region: 74-1117 (347 amino acids)
Biological process (GO): negative regulation of translation; protein polyubiquitination; proteasome-mediated ubiquitin-dependent protein catabolic process
Molecular function (GO): translation repressor activity; ubiquitin protein ligase activity; protein binding
Source: RefSeq, a predicted model, not a curated record
CCGAUGCUUUAAGCUUCUACAGCUCCAAACCUUGCUUCAGUCCUCGGCGACCUUCGCCUCUCGGACCUUCACGAUGCGGAGAGUCUGGGUCUGCGCGGGAGGCGCCGUCUUCUUUCUUUCCUGCCUGGUUUUGCAUUCGCACUUCUGUGGCUUUCUGGUUUCAAGGACAUUUGCUUUUCACAUUUCCUGGAGUGAGGAGGACCCCCUUUUCCGGCUGGAUUUGGGUUGGCCCAAGAAUUCAGAAUACUUCUCCGGUGCCACGUUUUGUGUUGCAGUUGACUCCCUCAAUGGGUUAGUUUACGUAGCUCAAAGAGGGGAUAACAUCCCCAAGGUAUUAGUGUUCACAGAGGACGGCUAUUUCCUACGAGCCUGGAAUUAUACAGUUGACACACCCCAUGGUAUGUUUGUCUCCAGCACACCCUCUGAACAGUCCGUCUGGAUCACGGAUGUAGGAAGUGGAUUCUAUGGCCAUACCAUUAAAAAAUAUAACUCCCUGGGUGAUCUUGUUCAAGUCUUGGGUACCCCAGGCAAGAAGGGCACUGGCUUGAACCCGCUGCAGUUUGACAACCCUGCAGAAUUAUAUGUGGAUGACACGGGGGAGAUUUAUAUAGUGGAUGGAGAUGGGGGAUUGAAUAACAGACUGGUCAAACUGUCCCAAGAUUUAAUGAUCCUCUGGCUGCGUGGAGAAAAUGGAACAGAACCUGCCAAGUUCUACAUACCCCACAGUGUCACACUUGACGCAGUCGGUCGGGUGUGGGUUGCUGACCGAGGAAAUAAAAGACUCCAAGUAUUUGAUAAGGACACUGGAGAGUGGCUAGGAGCAUGGGACAGCUGUUUCACAGAGGAGGGGCCUUCUGCUGUGAGGUUCACCCCAGAUGGGAAGUACUUGAUCGUGGCCCAACUGAACCUCAGUAGGCUGUCAGUUUUGGUGGCACCACCUUCUGGAAGCAUCGGAGACUGCUCUGUGAUCAGCACCAUCCAGCUGGCUGAUCAGGUCCUACCACAUCUUUUAGAAAUCGACAGAAAGACUGGAGCAGUCUAUGUAGCAGAAAUUGGGGCAAAACAAGUACAAAAAUUUGUCCCAUGGCACAGCCACAUCCCUGCCUUUGAUGCUUAGUGCUUCUGCCUGCGGAGCUUCAAGUAACAGUCCAGAGCCUUGGAGUCACCUGAUCUGAAUCAUUCGUCACAGGGUCAUGUUUACCUCUUUACCAGAAAAGCAUGCUGUUAUGUCAUGAAGAGCCAUGUUCUCUUGUGGCUCUUGGGACUUAGUUUUACAAUUAAGUGUUUAAGAAUUAUUUUUCUUUUUGGUAGUCCUAGGAGUUGAACUCAUGGCCUUCUGCAUGCUGGAGCUAUAGCUUCAUAGAAGCAGCUUUAAAGAGAGAAAUGUAAUUCUAAAAUGGGGUGAUGAAGGGGAACUGUGCUUGUAACCGAGUACUUUCCUAGUCGAUUAACUCUCUCUGGGAUCCUAGGAUAACUUUGAUUUCAUAUGAAGAACUGGAAACUACUAAUUUUUUAGCCUAUGUAAAAUGGAGUGUGUGGGAGACUGUGGUUGAGUGGGCUGGUGUGCCAUGCAGAGUGCCAUACAGGCCCGGAGGAUUCUGAAGUGAAGAAGGAGUGUUGUCUUCCAUGUGGUCCAGCAGAGAGAGAAGUGGGCAUGGUGCCAGCAAAAGCAAGAGGGCUGUGACAGGCAGGA